This is a messenger RNA of Paramacrobiotus metropolitanus, 1970 nucleotides long. RefSeq lists its product as uncharacterized. Gene Ontology annotation, molecular function: protein binding. The transcript has 5 exons. The coding region runs from base 26 to 1816 and encodes 596 amino acids. Lineage: Eukaryota; Metazoa; Tardigrada; Eutardigrada; Parachela; Macrobiotidae. The record is from RefSeq and is a predicted model, not a curated record.
GCAAGUGCAGGGCAUAGGUAUCAGGAUGGACUGUGCGCCGUUGGUGAUGCCGCAGUUUGAGCCGCUGUUGGCGGAUGCGAACCACAUGAGCUAUCAGAACACAGUGGCAGUCCACAACGAUGACGACAGUUGGUGUUUGGGCUUCAUUCAGGAUAUGGACGGCGACCGGGCUUUCAUCCAUUUUGACUCCAAAAAGGUCACCGCCCGUUGGGUGCACCUGGGGCGCGUCUGGGCGUUGCCAUUCUAUGCAAACACCUGCUCCCUUCAGGAUCCACCUGAUAUGCCCAUCUACGCGGCGCUGCGUGACGAAGAUGAUGGACCGUUUCGCUUCCGGCCGGUGAUCGACCUGGGAAGACUGCGCGGAUGCGACAAGUGUGAAUUGUUCUGCAUCCAAACAAACAUUGCCGGCAGCAACAGCCAACAAAACCCCGCUGGUUGGGAUAUCGUUCAAAACUGCCAGAUUACCAAACAGCUGCCGCCCGCUGGUGCCCCGUUACUGGAUCGCUCGAGCAGCGGUCUGCGGUACACCAAGUACAUGGUGCCGUUUCCCCCAGCCGAGGCCAUUUUCAGUGACGCCUCGGACAAAUUUCGCAUCAUUAAGCAUUUUCGUAAUGCCUUUGAACGGAACAGGGCGUUCCUGCCCAUGUGGGACUGUUGUCGCUUUCACCUGCGAGCUGAACGCGAUGGUUGCACGUUUGUCGUCAUGAGUCCCGUCUUAGACGCGGAAAUGGAUCAACACAUGGGGGUGGCGUUGACGCGAGUGUUGGAGACUCACCUAGACAGCCGGGUUCAUUUGCCAGCAAUUAGGCUGCGAAAUACUCACGUAAUUGAAAACUGCCUGCCGGAAACAGAUGCAGAAUCCCCUUCGUUCUGCACGGUCGCUCGCCUGAGUCACCUGCCGCCGUCGAUCCUCAGCGAGAUCUUCCCCUACAUGGACCUACAUUCACAAAUGCGGGCUAAACGAGUGUGCGGGUUGUGGCAGUUGCUACUGGACAGUCCCCGUCUAGCCGAACACAUCAGUGUCUCACUGGAGAGCUGCGCCGGAAUUCAGUCCGAUAACAACAACUGCUUCCGCAUGGCAUCGCUCUUGGCCCGCUCCAUCCGUUCCACGACCGCCAGUAUCACCGUGUUGGACGCUUUCCGUCCACACAACCAACUAUUUCUUGCUGCCACGUUGGAAGCCAUAAAUAUCACGCUGCCGUUAAUUGUUUUCAAAGACCAUAUUAUCACGGAUCCCGGGAAGAUGGGCUCCAUAGAAGCAGCGGACUUGCAGCAUCCUGCAGCUGAUAUUAUGACACUAUAUAGGCACCAUUGCAAGCUAAUCCUCCUCCAUAACUGGAAAAUUGACCAUCUGUUUGGCCAAACAAUGUGCUUUGUGUUUAAACAGAAGAUAAUGUACCAGUUCGGCACCGGGCAUCCCCUGCCAGCCCAUGAGCAAGCAUUCAUGAGGCCCAUAACUAAGCAAUCUCAUGAACUCCCCAUCGACCACCUGCGCAUCACCAUUCCCCGUAAGCUGCUGCGCUGCGACGACGACGACAUGGACAUGACCAGCCGCAUCAUGUGCGCCUUAAAUGACAACUUCCCGCCGGUCACGGAGGAAAUGCUCGAAAGGGUAACGGCUGUGUACGCUCGCUGGCUGCGCACCCUAAAUUAUCCCGACGAUUGGCAGCCCAUUCGCAAUUAUCUCUUACUGUUCAGCCCGUUCGAGCCCGACGGCCAGCCAAAAUCGUGGGAGGGGGUCGAUUUGCGGGCGGUGGAUGUCACUACGCUAAGCAGAAUGGCUAUCUACGGAAUCGACGCACUAUUUCAAGUGUGACCAUUUCGGUCCUUCAGUCACUCCCUCUGCACCGCGGCCAGCUCUCGCCUUAAACGAAAUCAUAAAUACUUACAUCAAGAUCACAGUGGAGAAAUCAACAUCACGAUUGGAGGCUUAACGACCGAUAACCGACAUUCUAAUCUUCAUGUAGGAG